Stylophora pistillata is the source of this 1646-nucleotide messenger RNA. Its product is annotated as transient receptor potential cation channel subfamily A member 1. The record is from RefSeq and is a predicted model, not a curated record. Gene Ontology annotation, biological process: monoatomic ion transmembrane transport. Lineage: Eukaryota; Metazoa; Cnidaria; Anthozoa; Scleractinia; Pocilloporidae. Gene Ontology annotation, cellular component: membrane; transmembrane transporter complex. Gene Ontology annotation, molecular function: protein binding; monoatomic ion channel activity.
AUGGAGGAAUGCGCCCCAUCUGAAUUAUUGAUCGGUGUUAUUGUUCAGCCGCAGUUUAUAAUCUUUAUUACAAGACUUCUGAUCACAUCAAUGAACAGAGAUGGUCAGGACAUCACCCCUGAGUGUACUGUCGCCAAAGUGUCGGUGUUUUUCGUCCUUCUACCCAUUUCGGGUUCACAAGGUAUGAAUUGCAGUACAACCGUACUUCUUCGCGAUUUGGAUGAGGAAAAUAAAUUUCAAGAAAAUCAAGGUUUGCCUUUGACGCCUCUCCGACAAUUUUCGACCAAGGAGAAGGGAGUUGCAAGGCGACGCCAAACCAUGACGAGCAUCUUGCGAAGAAGCAUUUCAGAUUCGGUGGAAAGAAAUCUCUGUCACCGUGUUGGUUUGCAUCAGGCUUGUCGGGAUGGUCUCAUUGAUAUCGUUCAAGGGUUACAACAUAGAUGCGUACCUACUAUUAAUACCUUAGACAAUGAAGGGUUGGCUCCACUCCAUUACGCGGCCCGUUAUGACCGCGCAGAGAUUGUGCAGCUUCUCAUUGAAGGAGGAGCAGAUCUAGACAUAUUCUCUGAGUGUGAAAACGGAUUUACUACACCACUUCAAAUAGCAGCGCGAUUCGACAGUCCCGCUACAGCUCGCUUACUGGUGCUGAAUGGAGCAGAUGUAGCAAAGCAAUCAAGUUAUGGACAACAAGCUCUACACUAUGCUGCAAGAAGAGGAAACCUGAAAGUCGUUCAGGUUCUGCUCAGAGAAGGACAGGCAAACGUAAAUGCAAAGGACAAUGAGGAUUCCACCCCGCUGCAUGCUGCAUCUCAAGAGGGAAAACUAGAUGUUGUCGACAUUUUGCUGCAAUAUGGCGCCGACCCGAGUUUAAGUGAUAAUGACGGAUACACUGCAGUACAUUUGGCAGCCAAAGAUGGACACGAUGAUGUGCUGGAAAAACUACUUUCCACAGCGAAAACCUGUGGUGUAUCAUGUCCAGCUAUUUUGAACAAAAUGGAUAAUGAUACAAACUCAUGUCUGCAUCUGGCUGUCAGACAUGGCCACAUUAAAUCGGCAGAGGUUUGUAUAAAAUACGGCGCUGAUACAUGCGCUGUGCAGGAUGAUUUGUCAUCUCCUCUUCAUGUCGCCUGUGUGAAUGGAUAUCAUGAGAUUGCAAAACUUCUCCUUUUUAACGGAGCCAACAUACAUGAUGAAGAUGCAGAGGGAAUGACGCCCAUUUUGAGGGCAUCACUGGCUGGAAAUGUAGAAAUUCUCGAUCUUCUCCUCUCAGAGGGAGCUGAUAUUUCACCUCAAGGGAACUCUUAUUCCCCUUCACCGUUGAUGUGUGCUGUAAAGAGAGGCCAUUCCAAUGCUGUCAGAUUUCUUUUGCAACGUGGAUCACCAAUUGACCUGAUAGAUGUAAAUCACAGGACUUCCCUUCACGUUGCUGUUUUCAGCUCUGAGGCCGAGACUCUGAAAAUAAUUCUUGAGGUACAUCGUGAUUAGCUUUGAGUGAUUACUAAUCAUGACAUCCUAGCCCAAGGUAGACAGGAUGCUUACAACUCAAAGCUGAAAAGUGACAACUUCACAGGAAAUGUAAACCCAGCUUAAUUUAUUAAACACGGGUGGGGUUAAUCGAGUUCACAGUAUAUCUCGCGUUACAUAUA